Molecule: messenger RNA, 676 nt
Organism: Daldinia vernicosa
Lineage: Eukaryota; Fungi; Ascomycota; Sordariomycetes; Xylariales; Hypoxylaceae
Product: DASH complex subunit Dad1-domain-containing protein
Exons: 2
Coding region: 217-549 (110 amino acids)
Cellular component (GO): mitotic spindle; spindle microtubule; DASH complex
Source: RefSeq, a predicted model, not a curated record
UUUCCAAUCUCCAAUCGGACCCCUCCAUUUCCAUCUACGCGCCGCAGCGCGUCUACCACCAUUUCCAGGGAAAUAAUUAAUUCCAUUACCACAUAUCUACCUACCGAGGUACCUAACAUAGGUAGCAACUAGAACACAAAGGCUUCAUCUAAACCGAAGAAGGGGGCAAAGAAACCAGUAGUUAAACCAUCAAUUACUGUCGCUGUUUAUUUGACAAUGGCAUCCAACCAGCACUCACUUCAGCGCUCGACAACGCCGGCUGGAACCCGCGAGAAGACCUACUUCGAACAGCAGCGGGAGGCGCUGAUUGGUGAGAUAGCUAUGAGCUUCGAGCACGUCCUCGCCAACAUUAACAAGCUAAACCGGUCUCUCGAGGCCGUAGUCGCCGUUGGCAACGAGUUCUCGUCCGUCGAGGCGCUGUGGUCGCAGUUCGAAGGCGUCAUGGCGAAGGAUCCCGAGGAGGGUACACCCGAGGGCGAGGGGCAAGGACAACAGGAUCGGAACGAGAACGAGGGCGGUGAAUCAGCAGCAGCGGCUAGAAAAAGCUAAGAAAUAAAAUAAAAUAAAAUAAAAUAACGGAGUUUACUGCUGAGUACAAAUCACGAAGAUGAGGGGAUAAUGACCACGUAUAGGAUUAGGGAAAUGGGUGAUGAUUUAUCAUGACGAUACCCGCCAU